Exophiala viscosa is the source of this 766-nucleotide messenger RNA. RefSeq lists its product as uncharacterized. The transcript has a single exon. Bases 177 to 659 code for a protein of 160 amino acids. The record is from RefSeq and is a predicted model, not a curated record. NCBI's taxonomy places the organism in Eukaryota, Fungi, Ascomycota, Eurotiomycetes, Chaetothyriales, Herpotrichiellaceae.
UGCCAGUCAGGCAGGGAUUGGGAGAGAACGUUUUGAUUCUGAGAUGUAUGGACUUGUGUUUCCAAAUUACUAGACGUAGAAUUUUGGUGUGAUCUGGGAGGCGAGUAGGCCUGUGGUGAUCAAGGAUGACUUGAGGCACACAGGGUCCAACAUCAGAGACAUAGAGUAGUGGUGGAAUGAUACGCAUGCGCUGUUUGCCCCGUCGCCCUGUGAGCCCUUGCCUCAAUGAUGCACACGAUCUACCGCUAUACCUUCUUUUGGUCUCUUCCAAUUUGUGGUCCGCUGGACCUCCCGAGGCUGCUCUACCGCAACGGGCAAGAACCUGCAAUCUAUUCUCUUCCUCCUGGUCGAUCACAAGAUCCGCCUCCGUCCAGGGCUCGCGUCCAAUUUCUCUACCCCUCUCUUCGUUACAAACUCACAGCUGGGUUCGCAAGAAAGUGGAUCAUCUCGACGUCGUUCUUUGUUUGCUGGAGGCACUAGCGCUUGGCGCCAUAGAUUGCAGGGUAGGCGAUAUUACAACAGCGCGGCCAGAGGGGGGUGGACAAAGACACCGGCGUAGGGAAAACGUAGAUAAAUUGGCUGCUGGUAGCGCGCCAUUCCUUCUUUCCUUCCAUCCACUCUCUCUCAUUUUCAUGCUUCAAGACCUGCAUCAGUUUUAGCCUCACAUUAGCUCCUCAACAUACCGUCCUCAUCAUGAACUCACAACAGUACAACGCAAGUGACAAUCUCCCCUCCUCCCCAGGCAGCUUUAUCUCGGCAACCACAC